This is a messenger RNA of Aplosporella prunicola CBS 121167, 1251 nucleotides long. RefSeq lists its product as uncharacterized. The transcript is spliced from 4 exons. Bases 1 to 1251 code for a protein of 416 amino acids. The record is from RefSeq and is a predicted model, not a curated record. Lineage: Eukaryota; Fungi; Ascomycota; Dothideomycetes; Botryosphaeriales; Aplosporellaceae. Gene Ontology annotation, cellular component: cytosol. Gene Ontology annotation, molecular function: NAD binding; formate dehydrogenase (NAD+) activity; oxidoreductase activity, acting on the CH-OH group of donors, NAD or NADP as acceptor.
AUGGUAUUUCUCCGUUCUGCUUCCCGCCUCGCGCGCCCUGCCUCCUCCCUCCUCUCUUCCGCGGCCGCUCCUCGCCUGGCCUGCGGAAGGGCUUCGCUUUUGCGCCAAAACCAGCCCGCCGGGGUCAGAACGCUAACAGCCACGGCGCGUCAACAGGGCAAGGUUCUGUUGGUCCUCUACGAUGGCGGUGUCCACGCCGAGCAGGAGCCGCAGCUCCUCGGCACGACGGAGAACGAGCUCGGCAUCCGCAAGUGGAUCGAGGACCAGGGCCACACUCUGGUCACCACUUCCGACAAGGAGGGCGAGAACUCGCGCUUCGACAAGGAAUUGGUCGACGCUGAGGUCAUCAUUACCACGCCCUUCCACCCCGGUUACCUGACUGCUGAGCGUCUCGCCAAGGCGAAGAACCUCAAGCUCGCAGUCACCGCCGGCAUUGGUUCCGACCACGUCGAUCUCGAUGCCGCCAACAAGACCAACGGCGGUAUCACCGUCGCUGAGGUUACCGGUUCCAACGUCGUCUCGGUCGCCGAGCACGUCGUCAUGACCAUCCUGACUCUGGUCCGCAACUUCGUCCCCGCCCACGAGCAGAUUGCCAAUGGCGAGUGGAACGUCGCCGCCGUCGCCAAGAACGAGUACGAUCUCGAGAACAAGGUCGUCGGAACUGUUGCCGUUGGUCGUAUCGGCGAGCGUGUCCUCCGCCGCCUGAAGCCCUUCGACUGCAAGGAGCUUCUGUACUUCGACUACCAGCCUCUUUCUCCUGAGAAGGAGAAGGAGAUUGGCUGCCGUCGUGUCGAGAACCUCGAGGAGAUGCUUGCGCAGUGCGACAUUGUCACCAUCAACUGCCCUCUCCACGAGAAGACUCGUGGCCUGUUCAACAAGGACCUCAUCUCCAAGAUGAAGAAGGGCUCUUGGCUCAUCAACACCGCCCGUGGCGCCAUUGUCGUCAAGGAGGACGUUGCCGACGCCCUCAAGUCCGGUCAACUCCGCGGCUACGGUGGUGACGUUUGGUUCCCCCAGCCCGCACCAAAGGACCACCCUCUGCGCUACGCCGCCAACCCCUGGGGCGGCGGAAACGCCAUGGUCCCUCACAUGUCCGGUACCUCGAUCGAUGCUCAGAAGCGUUACGCCGCCGGCACCAAGGCUAUUCUGGACAGCUACUUCUCCGGCCGCCUUGACUACAAGCCCGAGGACCUGAUUGUCCACAAGGGCGACUACGCCACCAAGGCUUACGGCCAGCGUGAGAAGAAAUAG